AUGGAGAAGUUCCGACAGUUCGUCAUCCAUCUGUUGCUCCUCCGCAAACGCGAUUCUUCUCUCCACACAUGCGAGCUCAGGUUACAGGACCCGAACAACCUUGUUAGCCACAGGUUGUGUGAUGAUAAACUCGGUCUGAAUCUCUGGAUCCACCAUAUUGUAGACUGUGAAGUUCGGAUACUCAGGCUCGAAAUCCACGACCUUCGUUUCAAAUUUGGCAUGCCUCUUGUCUCUCAGCACUUGACAACGCUAGCACUUGUCGGUGUAGCGUUAACCGACAAUCUCUGCAACUUCUCAAAUUGUCCGAAUCUGGAAAAUCUAGAGUUCGCUGAGUCUGAAUUCUAUUGGGUGCAGGAGAUCUCUUCAAAAUCCCUGAAACACCUUAUCAUCAGCCGUUCACGUGAUUUUGAUACGGGAUCGGAAUGGCACACUCUUAUUUGUACGCCAAACCUUGUUUCACUUAGGUUAGAUAUGCAUUUCAGCUCGCUUCCUGUUCUGGAUAGCAUGCCGUCAUUCAAGGAGGCUUUUUUGAGAGAUCCUAUGGAGGAUUGUAUGGAUACGGAAUGUUACACUUGUUACGACGACGGACUCGCUGGAUACGAAUACACCGAGUGUAUUCUUUUGCAAGGAUUGUCGGAAGCUGAGAAUUUGACAUUGAUGUCUGAGUACAAUGGGGGACCUCAACGUAAACUGGAAAUGAUAGGAAGGUACAAUCAAAUGAAGAGAUCAGCUACUAUAUCAAAACACCUGAAGGAAAUCAGAGUCAAAUGUGAAGUAGUUAACAAGAAAGUUUACAAAGUUUUGAAGUUUCUGGGUACAUUUGGCAUACAGAGCUACGAGAUAUACAGAGAGGAGCCAAAAUUAAAUUGCUCUGCAUAA
This is a messenger RNA of Miscanthus lutarioriparius, 879 nucleotides long. NCBI's taxonomy places the organism in Eukaryota, Viridiplantae, Streptophyta, Magnoliopsida, Poales, Poaceae. The record is from the annotation of a GenBank genome assembly.